Messenger RNA from Lytechinus pictus (painted urchin), 4790 nucleotides. Its product is annotated as multivesicular body subunit 12B-like. Gene Ontology annotation, biological process: regulation of epidermal growth factor receptor signaling pathway; virus maturation; viral budding. The coding region runs from base 87 to 938 and encodes 283 amino acids. Gene Ontology annotation, cellular component: late endosome; ESCRT I complex. Lineage: Eukaryota; Metazoa; Echinodermata; Echinoidea; Temnopleuroida; Toxopneustidae. The record is from RefSeq and is a predicted model, not a curated record. The transcript has 10 exons.
CUUUGACCUAGACUAUACGAUAUGUACCGUCAUUUCUAAUUCUGGUACCUAUAUUCCUACUUUCGGAACGCGGUAAGUUUGGAAGAAUGGCUGAGUAUCCUAUAACAGGCCUAUGCGUUGUAGCUGACAAGAACAGAUGCCCUGAUGGAUAUACUGUGAUUGAAACCACAACAGACAACCAAGAUGCAGAUUUAUGGAAAGAUAAACUGCUUAGGAAAAAGACCACAAGAUACAUGUGUUACACCAAGAAUCUAACACCGUCAGUAGGAGAUAACGUGGUAGUUGAUGUUAUGGUGAUCAAGGAGAAUGAAUCAAUCCCGGCAGGAUACUCAUGUAUAGGAACUACCCAUGAUUCAGAUGAACCGGUCCUUAAGAAAAGAUUACUCGUCAUUCAGCUGUUUAACAGGAAAGCAACCGAGAAAGCCAUAACCGAGAUUUAUCUCACUUCAUCUAAGACAAAGAAUAAACCUGUUGAGGUUUCUCCGAGAGGGGAUAUCAAUGGUAUCAACCUGUUUCUACGGUUGGGCCCGGUGAUGCAGCUUAUACCCAAGGAAGCGGUGCGGAAGGCACCAGUGCCAGCACCUAGACAAAAUCUUCCCCUUCCUCCUCAAAGUUCCACCGAAUCGUAUGAUAAUACUUAUGGGUUGCCUCAGCAGUCGGGUCCGUCUCAGCUACCAUACUCCUGGGAUAAGGCGCGUACAAGCCGGCAGUCAACUCUCCGUACAUCACAUUCCCACAGCUUAGAAACAGAUGUCCUCUCAGCUAUAGAAGGUGUACCCUUUCAAAUCAACUCAGCUCUUCAAGCCACAACUAUUUCAGCAUAUGAUGUCCCUCGUAUUCCAUAUAAAUCAGAACUGGAAAUCAACAACCAGUUCUACUAUGAUUUCAACUUUGAAGCUCAGACAAAGCAGCGGUUAACGAUGUGUGAUUCACCCUAACAUGCAUUGGUAAAUUGCCACUUGGUCUACACCUGUUUUGUCUACUUCCCAUUCGGUCCAAUCCCACAAGGUCUAAUUUUAAUUUGUCUACAUGAGCACACCAGGUUGUCUAAUAACCAUUUGCUCUUAUAGCCGUUUAGCCCUUCACCAUUUUGUCUACAUUCCAUUCGGUCCAAUCCCACAAAGUCGAAUCCUAGUUUGUCUACAACAAGUUUGUCAACUAACCAUUUGAUCGUAUUGCUAUUUUAGUCCUUUUACAAUUUUUUCUCAUUUCAAGUUAGGCUACAAUCAUUUUGCAUAACAAUACAUCUGCUUAAUCUAACACCACUUUAAUAAUCUGUUUGGUUUAAUGAGGUGUGUAUGAAUGGAAGUUUUAUUUGAUAAAUGCAAUUAAUGAAUGAUUAUAGUAUAAUCAUUCAGUAAAAUAAAUAACCUGCAUACCAGUUCUUACUACUUUUGGGAUAUUAAUUCCAUAGGACUGUAAGGCUAAAAAAGGGGUUAUCCAAAGGUUAUAGAUUUUACUUGAUAAAAAAUAUAAUUUAAAAAACAAACACAUUCAAAGUGUGAUAACUUUCAAUUUUAUCAACGUGAUAUUCUUCUUUUACAUUUUAACUUAUCAUCUUUAUUUUUUUGCAUUCUUAUGAUAGAUAGAUAAAUGGAUUUCAUUAAAAACCUCACGUCUUGCAGUACAAAAUUGAAUUGAACAUGAAUUACAAAUUAAAUAAAUAUGAGAUAUUAUUAAAUAUACAAGUAACAGUAUUAAAUCACAAGGUCACUUCCAUUGUUCAUUGGAGUAUCCAGGCACCCAAGAGGGGGUACCUGAACCUUGAUAUAUUCAUCCAAAAAGCACCACGAAAAUGACCAAAAAUAUACUUUACAUGAAAUUAUAACAAUGCUAUACUGCAUGUAAUAAUCAAAACUGAAACAUCCAUUUAAUAACUAUUAAAACUAUCAAACUUCUACAUUGUAGAUCAAAAGCAACAACAACAAAGUUUUCUUAAACAUUGAUUAUAAACAAAUAGGUAGCAUAAGAAAUAGUAAAUUAAUCCUCUUCUAAAGAAAAUAAUAGAGUCGAUAGCCUACUGUAAUUUCUGGUAAACCUGGGCCCAUUGCAUAAAAGUUACCAUUCUAGUAACUUUGCCUUGCAAUGGUAACUUGCAUUGAAUCCUUGAUUUUGAUUGGCUGUUGAUCAUCGUUACCAUGGUAGUUACUAUUGGAUACCAUAGUAGUAGCUUUUAUGCAACAGGACCCUAGACUGUUACAUUAGGUUGUAAAUGAAUCUUCAGAAAAAAAUUAUCCCAUUAUUGAAGGUAUUCUAUGUCUUUGAGCUCAAAUGCAACUGGGUUGCCUCAUUGUAAUGUAAAUGUACAAAACUUAUGAAUCAUGUAGGUGCAUUUAUUAUGUACAUUAUCCUAUUGAAAAACACUUCACUUCAAUUUUUUUAGUAGAAUCUACAGGGAGAAAAAGACUUUGAUGGUCUUUUAAUUUAGCUCACAUGAGAGAUGGUUUUGAGGGUGUUUCACAGAGAUUUAAAGAAUGAGCAAACUGACCUACUCUUAGUAAGGUUUCUCAUUGGCUGUUCAUUAUAAAUAACUAGUCUUAAAAAUACACAGUUUGAGAUAACAUUCAAUAAAACAGAAAAUGAAUCAGCAAAUGAUUUUAUUCAUAGAGAGAGGCUAAAAUGUUUUUGAGAGAAAAGUACUUUUUUCAUACUUGGUAACACAAUUAGUGUGGUAUGAAUAUAUUAAGUGGUGAAUUAGAGUGUUAUCAUUUGAGUGUACCUACAUUAUAAGACUACACAACUCAGAAUGCUGCAUUGUGCUGGCCAGAUGUGAGUAGUUGAGCACUAUAGGUGGCGCUAUUGGGGCAGCUGGCUCAUUGGUGCUUUAAGUGUGACUUAGAGUCGUGCUUUAAUACCAAUAUCUAGAUGGAAUCUAACACAAUAUCUUAUUGACCAUCUAAGCAUGAUCUGACCAAUUCAAGCAGCACGCAACUGGGAAUUUUAAGUGCGAAUUUAACUCAAAUAUAAAUCUUUGUGAAAUACCCCCAGGGCCUAUUAAUUUUCAAUUGAAUUAAGCUUUCACAUGCACCAAAAUGGAAUUGACCCUGUCAACUAGGUUUUGACAUUUGACCUGUCCUAUUUUUCGAUAAUAUCAAUGUGCAUUGAUAUAUGUGAGUCAAGUUAGAUCAUUGGGUAGCACUUAUUAUUUUCAAGUAUAUUAUCCUAAUUUUCUUGCUCCUACAUCUAGGACCGUGCAUUUCAUGAAAUAAAUCAAUCAGUGAUGUUCGCUGACUAAUUUGCUCUGAGCCAAUCACUUUCGAGGAUCCUGGUAGCUUAUAAGAUAUUUGCAGGGUUCCCACAGUCGUGGAAACUCCUAGAAAAUUUGUGAAAAGUCAUGGAAUUGCAUUUACCUCUUGGCUAUGGCAGCUUUCCAGUUUGUUGUGUUUUGCAACUCUCAUACUCGGUGAUCAUACUCUGCUAUUAUGUACUUGUUAUUCAUGAUUUCCAUUUUUCCCAGUUUUGUGACAUCCCAAAUUCUACUUAACUCCCGGGACGUCACGGGAAGUCAUGGAAAGCAGCAAUUUAGUCAUGGAAUUCUGUUUUCAAAUUUCUGUAGGAACUCUGUAUUUGGUUCUUAUCAAUAUGUUCUACAAUAUCAACUAAUCCAGUGAGCAAAAAAUGGCUCAAAUACUUUUGAAAAAGUAGAGAGAUAUGGGUCUCAUAAAAAGAAUAAAAAUGAAAAAAUAAGUUGAAAAAGAAAUAAUGAAAUGCUCUCCUGUUGCUUUCUAGACACAUCUGGAUUGGAUGCUGAUUUUAAAUGUAAUUUCUGACCAGGGAGUUUACCCUUAUAUAGGUUAGGGACCAAUCAAUUCACCCGACACCGUAGUAUAAGCUGACACAUGUUCUUUUCUUGUAGUUUGGAAACCCCCCCCCCCCCCCCCCCCCGUUUGUGGCUGACAUGAAGUUACAUUACUUUAAACCAGGGUCAUAAUUCCCAAUGAGUAACAUCUACAUGUCUGAUUGCUUUGCCAUGAUAGUUACCAUAAAGGCAAAGUUACCAUUGUUUUCCUUUGUGAAACUUGCCCCAUAUAUAGUACAUUGUCAUAUACAGAGUAUUUCAUUGCUGCAUCAUCCCACAAGUUUUCUGUCAAUGUAUUUGUUUUAGACUGUAAUUAUUGAUUAUCAUAUAAUAUUUUCCCAGUGGCUUUUUCUGCCCAAGAAUCUUUUUAGAAAUGUUUUAAUGAAUUAUGAUACAUGCAAGACUAUAAUGCGUAAUAUAAGCAAUGUAUAUACAGUAUGUAUACCUACUCAGAUUCGUUGUCAGACUUCCUUGCCUGUAGUUUAAUAUUAUUUUUAGAUAGGAUUUUACUUAAUUAAAUUUGCUUUUGGCUCAGUUACUUAUUUACUACAUUUGGAAAUUAGCCGUUUUACUUGCAUUUUCUGUAUUAAUUUUCUCAUACCUCCCAAUUUCGGUUGGAGUAAAAAAUCUGAAUCAGGACUUAUUGAAGUUCUUGUUACUUAAUAUUUUCUCAGUUUUACUUCACAUUCUUACAAGAAAUGCUGUUUCUUUACUAUUGUUGAUCAAAAUUAUCUCCAUUUUGGGGCAGAAAAGUUGGAAGUGUUUUUUUUUUCAUCAUUAACAUUUAUUUUGUAGAUAGAUGUAUAUAUUUCUCUUUAACUUAUGCAAUAUUUUUUUUCAGACUUAGCAUGUAUACUAGUUUAUAUGUAAUGGAAUCAAUGAAGAUGUAAAAUGCCUAUUAUGUUUGCAAUACUCAGUAUGAUAUCAUGUAUGAUUACAUUUUUCAUACUCAGAAGUAAUAAAUUCUUUGUCAAUAUUGACAAUAAGUCAA